AAUUCAAUUUUUUGUUUACACUGCUUAUUGUUGUGGAGGGAUGUAUAAAAUAUUGUGUAAAUACUGUAUACAUAUAAAUUUGUUGGGAGCACAUAAUAAUUGGAUUUGAUUUGCUUUGGUGAAAGGAAUUUAAAUGGAUGAUGAGUGAUUCUGAUGAUACAGAUGUUUUGCUCUUAAUUCCACCCGACCUAUUCCUUGUACCGUCAUCUUCAGAAUCUGAUGCUAGUUCUGAUCGAAUGAAAACAAAUUAUAGUAGUAAAAGAACUGGAGUAAUAUCAGAACUUGUGGAGCAUAUGCAAUCAUUAGAAAGCAGAAUUUCUGCUAUUGAAUCCAAAGACACUAGUUUAGAUGCUACUUUUCUAAAUAAUUCAUUGGAUUCACAAAUUGAAAAUAAUUCAAUUGCCAAAUUUAGGCAGACAUUACCUAAUAAAACUAAACUUUCUGUAAGUGAGAACUGUAGCUUACAAAACACACCUGUAAAACCUCGUCAAUCCUUAUCUGUUCCAUCAACCCCUAAUGGUAAUUCAUUGCCAAACCGUAUUAAUUUUUGUCAAAAUGAUAUAAACUUGGGGAAUCAUCUUUUUGUGUCUACGGCUACUAACGUAACUAAUGCUAAUAAACAUGAUGAAAAUAAGCAUGGUACUUUAAUAUCCCAGUCCUCUGUGGUGGUUUCUUCUGCUUGCAAUGUGGGUUUUCCGCAUGUUAAUGUUACAUCUUCUGGAGGGAAAACUUAUUCUCAUCCAGUUAAUUGUAGAAAUACAGAUAAUAUAUAUGUUAAGCCUUCUGUCAAUCAAUUGCGUUCAAUGCCAUCUACCUCAACUUUACUUAGCACAACAGAACAACCACAGUCACGUUCUAAAACUAACAUACCAGAAAUGGAGCUCUCCGAAGUUGAUGAGUUACUUCAAGAGAUGGAGGCUACUGAAUUAGAAUUGUCAAAAAGGAUAAACAGGGUUUCUAUGCAACAUUGUCUUAAGGAACAAAAUAAUGUAUUAACUAAUGAUAGUAAUGACAGUUUUAAGAAAGGAUAUAGUAAUAUAUACAAAAAUUCUGUAAAUCGACGAUUGGAAUUUAAAUCGCAAGAUUCAAAUGAAUGUCAUGAUGUUUUAUCAGUAAAAUCUAAUAAAAAAUCUGAUAUCUUUGCUGAUAUAUCCUUACCAUACUGUGAUUCAUUCCAUAUAAAUGAGACUGAUAAAAUGAUCUCAGAAUUUAAAACAUGGGAGCAAAAUAUACAAACUCAAGUUUCAAAGAUUGGAGAAGUAGAACACACAGAUACAAAUUCAAGCAGUAUUGAUAAAUCAAUUGUAAAAGCAAAUGAUGUACAAAAUAAGGAAAUAGUUACUCAACAAAUCCCUUUAAGUAUAGAUAAUGUAAAUAAUAUGAAUUCAAUGAAUGUGCAUAAUACUGAAGUACGUAAUAUGCAUAAAAAGAUAGAUGCUUCAUUGCAUGAUGAAUCAACACAAUGCAACACUGCAACAUCAAUAAAAAAUACAGAAUGUAAUGUAUUGCAUUUGGCAGAACCUUAUAAAAGUUUACAACAAAAUGGAAAUUUAGAACAUAUAAAACAAACAUGUGAUGUACCACUUGUUAGAAAUAUUGCUCAUGCCUCAACAAAUACAGAUUUUUUAUUAAGAAGAACUUUAACAAAUCCCAGGCUUUUGUCACUAUCAGAUUUUUGGGAAAAUAAUGGUAACAAAACACAAGAAGAAAUACAUAGAAUCAAGUUAGAAGAAGAAAAAUUUCGACGAGAGCAUUGUGAACAUUUAAUUCAAGAACUCCAAAAACGAUUGUUAGAACAACAAGAGAAAGUUGCGGUGGCACUUAGAGUAGAUAAUGAAAAAAAUGAGUUAAUAGUACAAUUUCAUAAUGCAUGGUCUAAAUUAAAACAAAGAGUGCAUAUAUUAGAAAAUGAAUACAGUACUUUACAGACAAAUUUUAAAAAUGUAACAGAAAAGCAUCAAUUAGAGAUUUCAGAAUUUCAAUUACAAAUCAAACGAUGUGAAGGCGAAUUAUCAAAAGCUUUAGAUCUUGCAGCUGGAUAUAAGGAAAAAAAUGAUAUUGCAAUGAAAGAAAAAGUAGAAUUAUUAAAAAAUCAUGCCGACGAGUUGGAAAAUUAUAAAUCAUUUGUACAAGAAGCUGAAAAUAGAUAUGAAAAAUUAAAAAUAGAGUAUGAUAAAUUAUUAGAAAAAAAUCAACAAUCUGAGGAAAUAUUAAAAACUCUUCAACAAGAGUUAGGAAAGGAACGAUUAAAAGGUGGAGAAGUUAGAAAUGAAAUGGAUGUUAUUCAUAAAGCAUUAGAUACUUGUGAAGCUGAAUUGAUUGUACUUAGGCAAGAAAAAGAAAACUUACAAUUGAAACUAAGAGAAGAAAAUGGUAGAAAUUCAAUUCUAGAACAAAAAAAUGCAGCGUUACUUUCAACUCUUGAUGAUGUUAAGAAAGCUGAGAAAUUAGCUAGAGACGAAACAAGAUUUCUUGCAGAGCAAAAAGAAAAAAUUAGAUGUGAAUUACAAGAAAUUUAUCAGAAACAAGUUGAUGAAGUAGUAAAAGUUAAAUUACAAGAGUUUCAAACUCAACUUGAUGUUGCUGAAUCAGAAUUUCUUGAAGAAUUAAAAACUAGACAACAAGUUAUUGCUGAAUGUGCAGCUAGAAAAAUUAAAGAUAUUAUAGAUAAACAUAAAUUAGAAAUAAAUUUAUUGGAAGAAAAACAUAAAGAAGAAAAAAGACUAUGUGAGCUUCAAUUAGCAGAAGCUUUGCAGAAGUCGUCGUUCUUAGAAUCGCAACUUAAUUCUCAACGUGCUACUAAAUCUCAGCUUGCAGAACAGCUUCACUCAGUAAUGCAAAAUCAAUGGCAACAAGCUUUACAAAUUAUAUCAGGUGGAAAUAUGGAAAAUUUGACACCGCUUCAAAAAAUCCAUGCUGAAAAAUUAUUCGAAUUAAGAAGUCCAAAAAAAUCUGAAUCGAUGCCAAAUUGUUAUACAAAGAUUUCUCAAGAACCAAUAAAAUUAACUUCGCACGUAUCAGAUCUAAGAAAAUUUUGUGAUCAAAACGAAUGUAUGAAUACAUCAAUUGAUGAAACCCCAUUAAGUAGUAGAAAAGAAUCAAAAGAUGAUCUCCGAAAAUAUGUGAAAAUGAUUGCCGAAAUGCAAAAAGCAAAUGAAGAAUUUUCAAAAAUUACGGGAAGUAUUUCUAGUCCAUCUUUAACAUGUAGAGAAGUACCAAGAAAACAUUAUUUGAGAAAGGAAUGUGAUAUUAGAGAUGAAAAUCAUAUUGAAUGGCAAUCUGUAUCAAAAGAAACUACUGAAUUCAUUCCAAUUUCACAAAAGAUAUCUACAAAAGGAGAGCAACAGAAAAUUAAACCUCCAUGGAAAUGAUUUUACAUAUAUAAUGAUAUAUUGUAGAUCAAUUCAUAAAGUGGACCAUAUUAAAAUCGUGACUAUACAGUGCAUUUAAUUAGACAUAUUUAAAAUGUAUUAAAAAAAUAUUUUUUACACAAAUGAAAUAUAUUUUUCAUUUUUAAUUA
Molecule: messenger RNA, 3520 nt
Organism: Apis florea (little honeybee)
Lineage: Eukaryota; Metazoa; Arthropoda; Insecta; Hymenoptera; Apidae
Gene: Cnb
Product: centriole duplication and spindle assembly protein centrobin
Biological process (GO): centrosome separation; centriole replication; regulation of cilium assembly
Cellular component (GO): centrosome; centriole
Source: RefSeq, a predicted model, not a curated record